This is a messenger RNA of Porites evermanni, 9391 nucleotides long. Lineage: Eukaryota; Metazoa; Cnidaria; Anthozoa; Scleractinia; Poritidae. The record is from the annotation of a GenBank genome assembly.
GAGGCAUACUGUAUUUCGCAGACUGGACUGGACAGGACGUUCAUGUUUCACAAGUCCAGUCCAGUCCAGUCCAGUCCAUCAAAUACAGUAUGUCCCGAAAUCAUUGUAAAAACUGCAGGUAGCGCUGUGCUGGUACGUGCUCGGUGCUAAUAUUAUCGCAUACCAAACAAAUACAGUGAAACCUGUAUUAAGUGGACACCCUCGGGGAAUGCUGUAGUGUUCGCCUAAUACAGGUUUCGAUAGCCUGCGUAGCUGGCGGUAUUGUGUACUAGUCGAGUGAUAUUCAAACGCCUCGUCCCCACUCCCUUUUUUGGAUCGCAGCUGCACAUGCUAAGGUUUCGAUAGAUAACGUCAUAUGAGGUGUCAAAUGCCAUUCAAAUGAACAAUGGAAACGUUUAGUAUACUCCCAGAGACUUUGACCAUAUACGUUUGCAUUAGUUUCUUUAUCAAAGUGGACCAAUUGAUCAUAGUACCGUAAACAUAGAUUGCAACUCAAAUUUGAAGAAAUCAGAUGAGUGAAACAAGCUCUAUUCAAACAAAACGAAAUAGAAAACAAUACUGUACUGUGAAACUAAUCAAAUAAGUUCGUCAAUUCACGCUCUUUAAUGUAAAAAUCGGAAAAUUUGUAGGUGGCAGUUCGAGGUAAUCUUUCGCAUUUCCGGUCUCUGGCAUGUUGGGUAGUGGAAUUUGAUUAACAAUAGAAAUGACUAUUUCAGGGACUUUUUAGGUGUCCGCUUAAUAAAGGUUUCAUUUAAAGUAAAUAAGGGAAAUAAAUUUCAGGUUUCACUGUAUUCAGAUCCAGGAGGCACUUUGAAAAAAAUUAAACAACCUGAAACCCUUAUUUAACUGAAAGAAGAGCUUUACGUUUCAAAAGAGGUCAAAGAAACAGCUCUAACAUUGUAGGGCAAAUGUUGCCGACCAGAAUUAGCCUGUGCCAGGCUCUCAAAUGGUGGGGACGUAUUAAAACGAGCAAAGCGUAAAUAAGACGCGCGAGACUUGGAAAAGUAGGCGGUCACGGCGGUGUCUCUCCCCAGUUCUCGCGCGUUUUUCGCAUUUCUUUAAUUUUACCGAACGACUUUUACCACCAUCUCGGAGCCUGGAACAGGCUAACCAGAAUAAACAAUAUCCGCAGUAAAUUAUGCGUGUCACGACCUCUCAGUAUGAAACAAACUUUUGAUCGACACAUCUCAAUAAUGUUCGACUAGCCAAGCCAAUCAGACGCCCCGCUCGCUGGCGAGCGGGUUUUCAAAAUCCCGGGAUCUGUCUGCUAGCAUUCCCUUCCUUUCCCUCCCCUCCCCCUCCCCUGUUUCAUUUUUUGGCUCUCGUUCUAUUUUUCGCGCGGCCAAAACCGAAAAUCCCGUUCCUCGUCGUUUCUCGGUCUUUCUCUUCUCCGAAACCAAACGGAAACGCUUGCCACGCAACCGGCGGUGUAAGCGCCAGGAAUCUCAUGCUUUUAUAUAUGUUCGACGCGUUUGUUCUUUUCGUGUUCGCGCCUGUAGUGUAGUUUUCUAGUUCAUUAGUUGUUCAUUGUUCGCGUACCCUGUUCUUCGUGUUAGGUUUUUGCAUAUCGUAUAUUUAGCUUUGACUGUAAUUUUCGCGUUAGUUCUUCGUUGUACUUAGUCCAGUUUACAAUUGAGUGUUUGGGUCUUUGCUCGUCCUAGUACUUCGUCCUUAUUUCGCUAUCAUCUUGUAAGUACCUCGUUUGUUUCAUUCGCAUUUCCAGUUUGCGUUAUUGCUUUCGUUCAGUUUGUAGGUUAUUUUAUUUUGAAUUUGUAUUUGUUUAAUUGCCAAUUUUCAGUACCGCUAUUCUUCACAUCGCUUAGCUUUGUUUCGCAUCGAUUCGGUUCGUCUUGCUUCGGUUCGCUUGUUUCACCAGUUGAGAGAAGCUCUUGAAAUACAGUUUGUGUGUUGGAAAACUAUAGCGCGUAAAGGCUGCGACCAUAAGAGGGCUUAAGUUCCCGCGCUUCGACUCUCUGUAUUUCAUCGGGAGGGGACGGGGCAAUUAUAACACGGUUUUUCUAAUACGUGGGGAAAGGUGGUUAGGUAGUUUUUUUUCAUCUGCGUGGGAAAAGGAAGUGUAAGGGUGGAAUUUUUAACUCGUGUUUCUAUCCGAAACGAAAUAAAAUAUCCCAAUGUGAAAUAUCCGAACUCGAAACUGUAAAAUAUAGAACAUAUUGAAUUACAGUGGCACGUUAGUGUAUGUAUUGCCGCAGUUUGGGUAUGAAAUAAGGUCAGGAUUUGGAGAACCGGGCGGCAUACCCCCCACCAAGAAUCCCCAGUAUUCAUUCACCUCUGACAAGUCCCUUUAAUUCUGUCGUGUUGCAGAGACGUGUUGCACAAACAACAUCAUUAAAAAAUGAAGUCUUCGGUGAGUAGUUUUUUUUCUUAUCUGGCUCACUAACAUGACAAUGUAGUUUCGCAUUCGCAUGAAAAUGGACAGAAACACGUGUCAAAAAUCCCACCCUCACACUCCCUCUUAGAUGAAAAAAUCUAUCUAACUACCCUUCCCCACGUAGGUAGUUAAGACUCUAUAUAAGACUCGCAAGUACAGGUGUUAAAGUAUAUACUCAAAAACAACCAAUAUUUUGAAUUAUUUUGAGUGUUAUUUUAUUUACGCAAAAGUGUGCAAGGUUUAUUAUCUGUUUGUUUUGGUUGAAAGUUUUCGAAAACGCACGUGACAGCCGUAAAGUGAUUUUAAGAGUAAGAUCUAUCUUUUGUUGAAAUCUGUCUUUUGUUCAUACUAAUUUGACGCGCUGGUAAAACGAAGGAUACGUACCGUUGGCCUUAAUUGACUUUUACUUGACCAAACAAAACCUUUCCAGAAAAAAAAGGUUCGCCUGGAACAUACUCUUUUUAUUAGUCUUUUUCGUUUUCAAGAUCUUAUGUGAGUUGGCUUGCGUUUUAGUGACAGAAACCUUGUGCAUCGAAAUCUCCUGAUCAAAUCAUUUAGUUAUACUUCAUUAAGUGCAGUCGGUCCCCGAACAAUUGUUUGACACUGGCUGUCAGGUGAACACUUUUUGUUGGAUAAUCCGUGUAAUCAUAUUUAUACGCUAAUUAGUUUUAUUGCAAAGCUCGCAAACAACUUUGAGUUAAUAUAUUGAAAAGGCGGGACAAAUUAGUGAUCAUUAGUAUUGUUAGUUAUUCCUACAAGAAGACUUUAAACGACAACUUAUGUAAUGUACAAAAGUUGAUUAGUUGUACUUUUUGAAGUAACGAUAGUGAGAAUCAUCGAUUUAUAUAUAUCAAUACAUUAUAUGUGAUCUUUAUAUCUCUCUGCCUUAUUUUGUUUUGACUGGACAUUAACUGGACUGAAUUGAAUUUUAUAGUCAAAGCUGAUUUUCGGUUACGCCAUAACUUCGAAGGAAAAUAUGAUAAUAUUCCUUACAGCCAAUCGGGUUUUUACUGAUGUAAGACUAAAUUUCAAAUGAUUAGGAUUGGCACCUGUCAUGUCCAGUCAGGAUAAAAGGAGCUAUAACAGGCUUUUGUCAGGAGAGAUAGAAAAAGCUAGUGUGAGAUUAAGCUGACUUGUAACAACGCUGAAGCUUUAGAAGAAAUACAAAGUUUGCUGAGUUAUCAAAGUACGUGUGUCUUUUCUGUGAAGUCGGCCCGGAGCUAGUCCCCUUCAACUGGGUUCGGACUUUUCACACUUGUCAGUUACAUAUAUGAAGUAUCAUGGCGCUAGAACUGUUGUUUACAAAUUCAUUUGCGACUUAAUUAUUAUGGUUUUAUAAAUAUUAGUGUUAAUUAUUAUUUAAACAGCCCGCCAUGGUUUCAAGAUUUGUGAUCGCCAUCGUCGCUCUGAGUUUGAUUUCCUUUGGAAGUGGAUAUUUAGUCAAGCGUGAGUCUGGAGUCAGCAAAGUAAUGCGGUGCAUUACAAAAGCGUUUCAAAAUUCAUAUAAGGACAAGGUUAAAGGAAGCGGAAAUGCCCACUCAAUGUGCUAUUUAUAUAAGGUAAGUUCACUCAUCUUGAAGUGCCCAAAGAAGAUUUUUUCAAUACUCAAGUGAUAAGGGUCACGAGAGGGGAAAGAAUUGACAUAGAACUUUCAGGCUGCGUUACAAGGAAUCCUGACAACAUAAAUAAAACGAAAGUGAAGCCAGAGAAGGCAAGAGACUGAAAAAUAGCGAAAUAUAAGAUCAGCAAAAAUUAUGUCGACGUCAGGGAAAAUUCCUGGAAUAGUCAGUAAAUUUGUUUUCCUUUUAAGAAUAUUAGCCCUGAGUGUAACUUUUAGCUCCUUCCUUACUUGUCACAGUGGAUGGAUCCAUGCCUUAUCAACCUUGAGCAAGUUGUACAUCCGGGAACAGUGCCUUUGCUGGACACUAUGACAUUUGCCUUUUGGCAGGAACUCACUCUUGUUCACAAAAUGGGCCUUUGCCUGGACUUAUCGCCUGAUGAGCUGAAAAAUUACGCUUUGAAAUCAGGUAACUGAUCAUUGUUUUAAAACAAUCUACAAUAACCUUUGUUAUACAACGUUCAGUGGUAUCCUACCAAAAGCGAAAACGGAAUCGUCUUUGCAGCUGCCUCAACUUCUUCCACUAAAAGGUCGGCGGGAUGGGUCACGGGCACAUUUUCAAAAGAACAAACGCUGACCAGAGUGCGUUCCCCCAAUUUAGUACUAACGGAGGUUAAUUUUGCCAUUAAACGCCGGACCAACCGAACGAAAAGAUAAUUUUUUGUUGGCAAACUCUCAUCUUUCCCGUAUAUUGCGGUAACGUCUGAGCCAGAUCAACUUUAAACAUCCCUAAGUCCGUUCUAUACACGUGGCAAAAUUUUGUCUCAUGAAUUUAUUCAUUGUCAGUUGUCCAGCCACCUUAAAAGACCUUGCUUACUUUACAAGCUCUUCUAGAAUGAUUUGUUGACUCGGCAGUGCUGAGAGCUUUUUUAUGAUGUGUCGCCUGGGAAUAAGACGGAAAAAGCUCCUGAGCUAUUUAUCUUAAAACAGUUUUUACUGAUCAGGUAUCUCGUUCAAUUUGUCUAACAUUUAUUGUCGUUUACGGUUUUAGGUAUACUGACCACAACUGGCAGCUUGCGCAGCAUUGGUGUGUAUUUAUAUCUAAGUAUUAACCUUAACCGUGAAACCCCCCAGAAAUAUAAAAAACACACUGCGUGUAUUUUCAUAACAGACCAGCAGCAACAUUGUGAUCAACUCAGGCACUUAAGGCACGACUAUCUGAUUAAAUAUGCGUAUUUUGAUAAAAUGCAAUUUAGAACGGUUUGCUUCAAUCUAUCAAUGAUCUUGAAAAUUGGACAACUAAUGUAUCUUAAUGGCCUUAGCAAUAUGAGACAUUUUAGAAGCUUCGUCACGUGACUUAUAAUUGAGAAUUAACGGUCACAAUAUUUACUCUAAAAUGUGGAAUGGAUAAUGAAAGAGCAACAAUUUCUUUUAGGUACACUUUUAGAGGCUAUUAAUAAGGUUCUGAAAAUUCGCCUUGUAUGUGUGUUGACGUUACACAGGAAUCGGUAAAUAAAGGGAAAAGUGUCACGUGACUUGUUAAUUAGUUAAAUAGCUAAUAGGAUAAACAACAUUUACAAUCAUACAAGGCGAAUUUACAAUUUACUGUUUGUGUAACAGUUUGGUGGUGAAAAUUCGUAAGAUUAAGAUUUGCAACCCUUCCCCGUUUAGGAAAACGUGUUUUGUGACGUCACUGACGAAGCAAUGUCACGCGUUAUUUGAAAUCACGUUUUACCUGUUUUUUGCAUUAAGCCAAAUUUGCAGUUCACUUUUCAGGAUCACUGAUGGGAGCAAACCGGUUUAAAUAGCACUUUACGACAAAGUAUGCAUAUUUAAUUAGGUAGUCUUGCCUUAAGUGCAAGGUAGAUGCUGGUAGCUACCAGGAACUCUUAUCGAUUUGUUGAUGUUGCCGGCAACUAUCCUCGGAAGAUGUCCUCGACAACAUUUGUUUCAAACGUAUUGGUGAAUAACAUCAACUGCAGUUUGUCUGUCAUAUCUUUAUUUCCCUCUCAGUAAUUUUUUCCUUGAUAUCACUUUUAAUCAUUGCACGUUUGUCGGAUUGGUUAAUCCAUUUCUCAUCCAUUCCGCGCGUCAAAAAACUCUCCUAUAUACAGGCACAAAAGACUGACAUGAAAGCCGAAGAGAAGCUCUAUACUUCACUUCCCUUGCUUUAAUUAUACUUCCUUCGAGAGAUUUAAAUAGAUACAGGAAAUUUAUAUUUCUCGGUGUUUUAAAAAGGCAAUAACGAAAAUGGGUGGUCAGAUGUUUUAUAAGUAAAAAAACGCGCGUCAACAUCAAGUGAUGACAGUGCUUUGCGUCGAAAACCUAAUUUUAAUAUUACCUGAAUAACAAGGACAUGGUCUCCUUAGUUGAGUCCUUUUGUUGUUAACAGUCGGAACGUUUCAGUUGCCCAGCACCCAGUGAUAAUAAAAGAAUGUGGCGGGACAACACCCAAAUUGAUGGGCACUGUCUAAAUUCAACCGAGCAAUAACUAUCCGUUAUGACCCCAUGGCACCGCGGUCUACCCCAAUCAGUAAGGUUAUCUCCUUACCGGUAACUGUUGCUGUUGAAUAUUGGAGUUGAUAGAAUGUAAGGCUGGGGAGUGUUCACGAAGUGGGAAGCUCUCCGCGUUUUCGCGCACCGCAUAGCCCUGGCUACCUACGCCCAACCUUGGACAAGACUGGUUCGUGGCUAUGUCGACCCAUGACACCCGUCCACAAAGCCAUGCGACGUACUUGCCGAGUACAAGCAGUCACCCGCCAAGUAAAAAAACCUGCAGAUUCUCAGGGCUAUCACGAACAAGGUUCAGCACACUGCAUUGGUUUACGCUAAUGGGCUAAGCAAAAACAUCCACACGUCUGGCGUAUAAGGGGAACAUCAAGAAGACACAAGGACCAGCUCAGAGUAUGACGAACCCCUCAAAUGUACCAAUAGGAAAGUAAUAAGAAGCAAAGGUGAGAAGAUGCGUAGAUUACUGGAGCACUAAUUUGAUCUCUACUCCAGAGAGAACAAAAUGUCCCACUCAGUGUCCCACUUUAAUUAAAUAAGCUGUUGCCGAAUCUGUGCUUAUUUUAUAUGCGUUCAAGCUUCAUCUAACGUGUGACUUUUUAAGAGCACACAUUUUCACAAUAGCUCAAUCUAAAUAAUUGAAAAGCAUUUACAACUCUAGUACUAACGAAGGACAGCGCCAGGAAGGCCAGGGCUCAGCAAAACAUCCACACGUCCGGCGUAUAAGGAAACAUCAAGAAGACACAAGGACCAGCUCAGACCAUGAUGAGCCCCUCAAAUGCGACAAUGGGGAAGUAAUAACAAGCAAAGGGCAGAAGAUUCGUAGAUGACUGGAUCAGUCCCACUCAGCCAUUGACACGAUCGACUGCCUGCCGAACAUGGAUGAGCUAGACGCUGGAGCCGACUGUUAAAGCUCUGCUUUAGGCCGUCAACAGCAUGGCCUCAGGCAAAACUACAGGCACCGAUGAGAUACCCUACUGCUUCCUCUGCAUAGUGCCGCAAGACUUCAGGGACGCGAAGAUCAUAACCCUCAAUAAUAACGGCAACAAAUGCAAAGGCAUCUCCUUUCUCGUCAUCGCCGAAAAAGUAUUUGCUUGGAUCAUCUUGAUCUGCCUACAGAUCAUGAUCAUCAGUCUGAGAAUGAAGAACGUCCUCCGUCAUGUCGGUGGCAUCAUCGGUUAUCGUCCAUCAGUUCAAAUACUUUCUCUCUACGAGAUCGAAUGGAGGAUCAACCCAGGAUGACGGUAAAAGGGAUGGCAGUGUACAAAGCCUGUGUCAUCAGCACAUUGCUAUACAACAGAUAGACGUGGAUCACACCAUAAAGUUAAAAGACUCAACACUCUCUACCUCAGAAGCAUCCAGCCACCUUGGAGCACAAAUCUGGUGAGACAAAGUGUUCGACAUCGAGGUCCUUUCCCGCGUUGGCCUUUCUAGCAUUUACACACCCUACUCCGACUACACAGGCUGCGCUAGCGGUUUCCAAGACAGAGCAAGAGAAAGCACUCGACAUGGAUACUCAGUCCUGGCGCCAAUUGAACGCACGAGGUGAAGUGCUCUUUAUCGACAACUCAAGGCGCAGGAAGAGAAGGAAAGCAGCGGCGGACGAGCAGGCACCAGAAAGGAACUCCAAAAGACCUGAAAUUCUUGACAGACGUAUCCAUUGCCACAGAGAUUGUCACUUCUAUAGUAGUCUCUUUAACUACAUGACGCAUUUUUCUAAAGGGAGAAAGCCCGUAAAAAUAGCAUGGAUCACUUAUUGUCGACCCUGACCAGCGGAAUGCAAAGCCAGUAUUCGAUUCCUCGAUAAAUAAACAAUCAGCAAAGCCCACCACAAAAGUCUCGUAUUUUGGAAGCAUAUCUUUUCAAAAACUGUUUUCUUUUCUCUUUUACAUAUGAUCUUGUAAUUCCCUUUCACCUUAGAUAAAUACUGUAAAUAGUUUUCUAUCAGGACUAUGUGAAUCUCCAUAAUUCCCUCAGAAAAAAACUUUCAAAGUUCUCUCUUGCCUUUGCGUUGCCCCUUUUAAUCCUUUAAUAAUUUUUUUGCACGCAUUAGACAUAACUUUAAUGAAAUAAGAUAUUGCCGAAUCUGUGCUUAUUUUAUAUGCGUUCAAGCUUCAUCUAAUGUGUGGCUUUUAAGGGCACACAUUUUCACAAUAAGAUACAAUAGCUCAAUCUAAAUAAUUGAAAAGCAAAACAUUCCUGCAUUUACAACUGUGGUACUAACGAAGGACAGCGCCAGGAAGGCCAAAUUUUCCUCCCCGUUUCAGAGGUUUCGAACCACAGAAUGCUGAAGGUUUUGGCUCCUCAAGUUGCCUUGGUUUCCUAAGCACCCGCCACGAUUUUACUUAAGAACUGUAAAAUCUCGACCAUAAAAAAAGGUGGUAGCCAAAGUUCUCAUAAACGAAGACGUAUUCAUUCAGAGAGCGUUAUUUUCGCAAUAAAAAAAAAUAAAAUAAAAAAAUAACGAUAAUAAAAGCAGUAAAACUCAUUGAGAGAAAUGUUCAUGGAAGUCUCACAAAGCUGUCUGUCAUCUUUGGCAAUUCGGCAUGAUCAGUCAGUGGAUUAACCAAUCAGAUAAAGUUUCCUCUGUUAUUGACCAUUUGAUCCUUUCCAAUUUUUUCUUUGUUAAUCAUACAGAGGAGGACGACAUGAACCCGUGCGCUCAAGAAGCCCUCUUAAAUUGUACAGGUUUUGGGAAAAAGAACUGGCCUACCUCCCUCGCAAGUUUGUUUGACGCGUAUUUCGCAUGCCUGGAAAAAACGGCCACAACCUGUAAUGCCCCCAUCUGGCAACACCUUAUUAUCACCUAUGAAGCUUUGAAGGAGGAACUUAACAAGAACCGUGGGAAAUUCAACCAGCUCUCACUGAACGUAACGCAGAAUCCUGAAGAUGUUGUCCAAGUUUAUUCUGAAAAAAUCCAAAACGAAAAUUGA